UUGGAGUCCCCGCUCAUGAUCCCGCUCCGCAGCGUCGAGCUGACAAGAUGCGUUGUUUGAUGCUUCUCUGUCUUUUCUUGGCGCCGCUUCAACAGAGACCAAAAUUCGUGGCAGCUGUCGAUCAAACGAAGCGCGACAUCACGGAAGCCAUUCAACGAGACUUCACGAAACUCUACGGUCAGCGUUAUCUGUGCAAGACAGACAACAUACGAGCACCGACUCCGGUGUCGUUGAUGUCGUCUCUGUGUUUCUGCGAUGCUCAGUGUUCUCGCUACGGGGAUUGCUGUGUGGACGUAGACAUAAGAGACAAGAAAGAAGAGCGCGAAGGCUACCACUGUAGUCAGUUGGGGCUAAGACAUUUCUACACGAAAAUGGGUUGCGGAGAAGACGAUGAAGACGAUCCGACUUUCGCUAAAUCUCGUUGCGAAGAAGCCCCACCACGAAGCGAUUCGGUUUCGCACCUCAUAGACCAGCCUCAGUUCCAUAUUAAGAGUCGAACACUCUACAAGAACAUCUACUGCGUUUUGUGCAACGAACCGUUUUCCUACAUCAAGGAAGCCCGAGGGGAUAUCCAUCAUUGGAAGCAGCGGUACAUGUGGUACAGUGAGGAAAUGACGCCGGAUACGUGGUCAGUCGUGAGAAUGACGAAUAAGUGGCGGUACGACGCCAAAAUUCGACAGUACAUCGUCACGGAGAACGGCAGCGAAUAUAGAUUCACGGUGGACGCCGAAGAGUACGAUUGGGCGAAUUUCUCCACCCAUUUCAAUACUCGCCCGUGUCCCGACGUUCACGUGAUCGAGGACUGCCCCGCUCGAGACGAGAACCAUGAGGUCGAUGCCGAUAUGGAAGAAUGGGAAAAAUACUGUCCUCUGUACACGGCGUACGUCCAUUCGGACACGUUGGACGCUUAUCAGAACGUUCAUUGCGCAUUGUGUCGCGGAAUUCCAUUGGAUCGACUCUAUCCGGGACUGCCAUCGGUGUCCACCGACGAACGAGCGAUCCAGAGCGGCAAGAAAGGCGAUAUGUUCAAUUCGUACAGGAUAAAGCUGAACUGCAAACCCGGCGAGGUUGCCGUUCUGAACUCGUUCUGUAGCCCGGUGCUAUGCCAACCGGGCUGGAUCUGGAACGGAGCCCAUUGUGUCUCCCAGGAGGGUGAGGUCGGAUGUUUCUACCUCACUCUCGAAGCCGAAUGGGUGAAAUUCAUGAUGAACGGCUCCGUUAUGCUCUUGGAUUCGAAACAGAUAUUCAAUCAGUACUCUAACAUAACGUCGAAAAACGGAGUCCCGACUCACGUGAGAGUGUGUCUGAAAACAGCAAUCACAGUAUCUCUCGAGCCGGCGCAGGAACUCGUCGCCGAAAUUUGCCUGAUGUCAUCGUCGAUCUGUCUUUCGCUGCAAGUCGUCGUUUAUCUCAUGCUGCCCACCCUUCGAGUGAAUCGUCCGGGGAAGAUUAUCAUGUCGCUAUCAAUCACAAUUCUUUUAGGCCACGUUAUGUUCCUGAUUAAAGAUGACAUUCAACCAGGCACCUACAUGUGUUUGUCGAUUGGUCUGAUGGCGCACUAUUUCUACUUGGCAUCGUUCUUCUGGAUGCUCGUUAUGGCUCUCGACUCGUGCCGCUGUCUGGCCGUGAAUGUCUUCAACGCCAAAGGAGGCCCAUACCUGAUGAUAAAAUACGCUUUCGUAGGAAUAUUCUGUCCGGCUCUGAUCGUUUGCGUUUCGAUACUCUACGAUGGCUUCCUACCGCACAGCAAGUACGCUCCCCGUUACGGUCGCGAAGUUUGCUGGAUCGGAUCUCGGUACGGACUCAUGGCGUUUUUCGUCGUUCCAAUCGUGACGAUCCUGAUCGUGAACUUUUUGCUCUUCGUUUUCACCGCAAUCACCGUCCGCAAAGUACAGAAUCGUUCGGCAAAGUUCCGGACGAACCCUUCGGGCUUCAACAAUGAAUUGGUUCGACUUAAACUCUAUAUGCGACUCGCGGUGGUCUUGGGAUUCACCUGGUUUUUCGGCGUCUUGUCAGCCUUGACCGAUAUCAGUUGGCUCUGGUAUCCUUUCUUCAUCCUAGGUGCCGCUCAGGGCGUGUUCAUAUUCGUCGCCUUCACCUGCAAACGAAAGGUGUGGCAUGAGCUCCAACAGAAGUUCUCCGGACAUAAACGCUACGGCGUGCCCGGCAAAUACCGCACGAGCAUGGACGGAAGUUUCAAAGUGAGUUCUCUCCGGCGAUCGUCUCACCAAGAGCCACCGCCCCAGACUCACAAACACACAACGAAGAACGGAACUCAAGCCGCGUCGAAGCAGAGCAAAUCACUUGUCCCAGCGAAUCAAGCAGAAAGCUUCAAAUUGGAGAAAGAAGUCACUUGA
Molecule: messenger RNA, 2357 nt
Organism: Galendromus occidentalis (western predatory mite)
Lineage: Eukaryota; Metazoa; Arthropoda; Arachnida; Mesostigmata; Phytoseiidae
Exons: 2
Coding region: 48-2357 (769 amino acids)
Biological process (GO): G protein-coupled receptor signaling pathway; cell surface receptor signaling pathway
Cellular component (GO): membrane
Molecular function (GO): G protein-coupled receptor activity
Source: RefSeq, a predicted model, not a curated record